Molecule: messenger RNA, 1086 nt
Organism: Arachis stenosperma
Lineage: Eukaryota; Viridiplantae; Streptophyta; Magnoliopsida; Fabales; Fabaceae
Exons: 3
Coding region: 1-1086 (361 amino acids)
Source: RefSeq, a predicted model, not a curated record
AUGGCAGCACUUAGGAGAGUUACUAUCCAGGAAGCUGGAGCCCCUGAUUUUACACUGCAACCGUAUCAAGCACAUCACCCAGGGGUAGCUGCAGAUUUUGAACUAAAGACUGCACUACUCAACUUGAUGCCUAAGUUUCAUGGUUUACCUGCUCAAGAGCCUAUCAAGCACCUUAGGGAUUUUCAAGCAGUCUGUUCUACUGUCAGGCAUGAUGGUGCAGAUGAAACUUUUAUUCUGUUAAAAGCCUUCCCGUUCUCUCUUGAGGGAAAGGCAAGAGAGUGGUACUACGCCCAACCUAGAGUGACUGUUGCUAACUGGAAUACGCUUAGAAGGGAAUUUUUGGAAAAAAUCUUUCCAACUGAAGUUACUGAUAGAUUGAGGAAGGAAAUUUCCAUGAUUGUUCAAGGCGAAUCCGAGACUCUCCACGAAUAUUGGGAGCGCUUCAACAAUCUUCUAGAAGCAUGUCCCCACCACAUGAUUGAGAAGUUAGUGUUGCUUGGCUACUUCACACAGGGCAUGAAGCCUCAAGACAAGACAACAUUGGAAGGUGCUAGCAAUGGCGACUUAGCUGAAUCCACUAGGAAUCACAGGCAGAGGCAAGGCCACUCAAAAGCUAUUACAGAGGUAUCCUCUAGUAAAGAGACUACUGCUCUAACUCAGAGUAUAUGUGAAAUGACCAACUUACUGAAGCAGAUACAGUUGAGUCAACAACAAGCUCAGCAAGCUCAGCCUUUUCUACCACAGCAAAACCAACAGUUGAUUCCACAAAGACAGAUCAUGGAAAACAACCUUACUUCUACUCUAAAUGGUCUGAACUCUACCUUGCAAGCUCUUGUCUCACAAAUUGGAUCACUAAAUAACUCCAACAACCAGCCUUUGAGCCCCAGUGGAAUCCCCUCUCAACCAUUACCCAACUCCAAAGGUGGCAUCAAUGCCAUUACCUUGAGGUCUGGAACCACACUACAAGGGAGGAAUCCUGAGGAGCCAAGCCCGCUAGAACACGCCCCAGCCGAUGACAUGGUUGAGGUAGAGGAUGUUGAAGAAGAAGAUGAAGCACAAGGCAUGGCUGAAGCAGAAGCAGCCUAA